Cadophora gregata is the source of this 345-nucleotide messenger RNA. RefSeq names its product Eukaryotic translation initiation factor eIF-1 (gene SUI1). Bases 1 to 345 code for a protein of 114 amino acids. Lineage: Eukaryota; Fungi; Ascomycota; Leotiomycetes; Helotiales; Ploettnerulaceae. Gene Ontology annotation, cellular component: eukaryotic 43S preinitiation complex. The record is from RefSeq and is a predicted model, not a curated record. The transcript is spliced from 5 exons. Gene Ontology annotation, molecular function: ribosomal small subunit binding; RNA binding; translation initiation factor activity. Gene Ontology annotation, biological process: translational initiation.
AUGUCAAUCGAAAAUCUCAAGACCUUCGACCCCUUCGCCGAAGCCGACGAAGAUACCGGAGAGACCAAGCAGUCCCAAAAUUACAUCCAUAUUCGUAUUCAGCAGCGAAAUGGUCGUAAGACUUUGACCACUGUCCAAGGUCUCCCCAAGAAGUUUGAUCAAAAGAAGAUUCUGAAAGUCAUCAAGAAGAAGUUCGCUUGCAAUGGCACCAUCGUGGUUGACACUGAGAUGGGAGAGGUGAUCCAGCUUCAGGGUGAUCAGCGCAAGGAUGUUCAGGAGUUCCUCACGGACAAGAAAGAAGGCCUGGAGCUUGAUGCCAAGACCAUUAAGGUCCAUGGUUUUUAA